Ictidomys tridecemlineatus (thirteen-lined ground squirrel) is the source of this 2937-nucleotide messenger RNA. The record is from RefSeq and is a predicted model, not a curated record. NCBI's taxonomy places the organism in Eukaryota, Metazoa, Chordata, Mammalia, Rodentia, Sciuridae.
GAGCCGCGCGGCCAGGCCCUCUUAGCGCCCUGACAUCCGAGGGGAACAGGUGAACCUGCCGCCCGCUCCCACCCGCUCCGCCCGGACAGCCGAAUCAGAGGGGACGACCCUGCCGGUUAAAGAGGCUCCUUCUUGCUCCAGCGGAGGCCUUCCCCCAGCUAUGGCCCCCCGGAGCCCCUUCGGACCCGCAGGGACUGCCCCCCAUCCCGGCCGCCCGGGCCCGCCCUCUGCAUCCCGCGGGCAGCCAGUGUGAAGCGGCCUCCCGCAGCCCCCGCCCCUCCCCCAUGGAGGAGGAGGAGGGGGCGGCGGCCAAGGAGUGGGGCACGACCCCCGCGGGGCCCGUCUGGACCGCUGUGUUCGACUACGAGGCGGUGGGCGACGAGGAGCUGACCCUGCGGAGGGGCGACCGCGUCCAGGUGCUUUCCCAGGACUGUGCGGUGUCUGGCGAUGAGGGCUGGUGGACCGGGCAGCUGCCCAGCGGCCGUGUGGGCGUCUUCCCCAGCAACUACGUGGCCCCUGCUGCACCCGCCCCGCCCGCGGGCCUCCAGCUGCCCCAGGAGAUCCCCUUCCACGAGCUGCAACUGGAGGAGAUCAUCGGUGUGGGGGGCUUUGGCAAGGUCUAUCGGGCCCUGUGGCAUGGGGAGGAGGUAGCAGUCAAGGCCGCCCGGCUGGACCCUGAGCGAGACCCGGCAGUGACAGCGGAGCAGGUGCGCCAGGAGGCCCGGCUUUUUGGAGCCCUGCAGCACCCCAACAUCAUUGCCCUGAGGGGCGCCUGCCUGAGCCCCCCAAAUCUCUGCCUGGUGAUGGAGUAUGCCCGGGGAGGCGCACUGAGUAGGGUGCUGGCAGGUCGUCGGGUGCCCCCUCAUGUGCUGGUCAACUGGGCUGUGCAGGUGGCCCGGGGCAUGAACUACCUACACAAUGAUGCCCCGGUGCCCAUCAUCCACCGGGACCUCAAGUCCAUCAACAUCCUUAUCCUGGAGGCCAUUGAGAACCACAACCUCGCAGACACGGUGCUCAAGAUCACAGACUUCGGCCUCGCCCGGGAGUGGCACAAGACCACCAAAAUGAGCGCCGCUGGGACCUACGCCUGGAUGGCCCCGGAGGUUAUCCGUCUCUCCCUCUUCUCCAAAAGCAGCGAUGUCUGGAGCUUCGGGGUGCUGCUCUGGGAGCUGCUGACGGGUGAGGUCCCCUACCGGGAAAUCGACGCCUUGGCCGUGGCAUAUGGCGUGGCUAUGAACAAGCUGACGCUGCCCAUCCCCUCCACCUGCCCCGAGCCCUUUGCCCGCCUACUGGAGGAAUGCUGGGACCCAGACCCACAUGGGCGGCCAGAUUUUGGCAGCAUCUUGAAGCGGCUGGAAGUCAUAGAGCAGUCAGCCCUGUUCCAGAUGCCGCUGGAGUCCUUCCACUCCCUGCAGGAGGACUGGAAGCUGGAGAUUCAGCACAUGUUUGAUGACCUUCGCACCAAGGAGAAGGAGCUCCGCAGCCGCGAGGAGGAGCUGCUACGUGCAGCGCAGGAGCAGCGCUUCCAGGAGGAGCAGCUUCGGAGGCGGGAGCAGGAGCUGGCGGAGCGUGAGAUGGACAUCGUGGAGCGGGAGCUGCACCUGCUCAUGUGCCAGCUGAGCCAGGAAAAGCCCCGGGUCCGCAAACGCAAGGGCAAUUUCAAGCGCAGCCGCCUGCUCAAGCUGCGGGAAGGCAGCAGCCACAUCAGCCUGCCCUCCGGCUUCGAGCAUAAGAUCACAGUCCAGGCCUCUCCUACCCUGGACAAGCGGAAAGGAUCCGAUGGGGCCAGUCCCCCUGCCAGCCCCAGCAUCAUCCCAAGACUGAGGGCCAUUCGCCUGACUCCUGUGGACUGUGGUGGUGGCAGCAGCAGUGGUGGCAGUGGGACAUGGGGCCGCAGUGGGCCCCCAAAGAAGGAAGAACUAGUUGGAGGCAAGAAGAAAGGCCGGACAUGGGGACCCAGCUCCACCCUGCAGAAGGAGAGAGCUGGAGGAGAGGAGAGGCUGAAGACUCUGGGGGAAGGGAGCAAACAGUGGUCAUCAAGUGCCCCCAACCUGGGAAAAUCCCCCAAACACACACCCAUCGCCCCUGGUUUUGCCAGCCUCAACGAGAUGGAGGAGUUCGCCGAGGCGGAUGGAGCCAUGGGAGUGGUGGCGGCCUGGGGCAAGAGCCCAGUGCUUCCGGGCUUCAGACGGCAGUGGCCCUGCUGGACAGUGGGCCCAGCAUCUGAGCGUUUUUCAAGGGAAGCCCCAAAUUCCACUCUUGCUGUAACUGUUGCUGACUUUGGAAGUCCCCCUUCACCCACCCCACUCACCUCAUCUGAUCCUCUCUCCCCAGGCCCUCGAGACCCCCUGGACUUCCCCCGCCUGCCUGACCCCCAGGCCCUGUUCCCCACCCGCCGCCGGCCCCCCGAGUUCCCUGGCCGUCCCACCACCCUGACCUUUGCCCCAAGACCCCGGCCGGCUGCCAGCCGUCCCCGUCUGGACCCCUGGAAACUGGUCUCCUUUGGUCGGACACUCACCAUCUCGCCUCCAAGCAGGCCAGACACUCCAGAGAGCCCUGGGCCCCCCAGCAUGCAGCCUACACUGCUGGACAUGGACAUGGAGGGGCAGAGCCAGGACAGCACUGUGCCCCUGUGUGAGGCCCACGGCUCCCAAUGAGGCCUGCCCACCACCGCCCGCCUGGGCAGCCAUGAAUGUAGCGUCCCAGGCCCCGCCCCAGCCUGCCAUGCCCCAAGGCGGGGGAGGCCCUGGGCAGGAUACUCACUCUAUUUAUUGGGGAAGGAGGGAGGGGGGACACUUAAUUUAUUCUUUGUACCCCAGGGGGUGGAGCCCUGUGCCCACCCUGCAGUGGGUUGGAGGGUGGGCAGGGAUACUCAGGGACAGGGCAUCAUGGGGGAUUUGGCACAAAUGCAGCAUUAAAGGUAACCCCUGCCCCCUA